CAUGACCUGUUGUUAUAACUUUUCUUUAUUUAUUUAAUUUUCUUCUGAUUGUAAAUACUUUAAAACGUUGCCAAUAGUAUCUUUAUUACUAAUAUGUAUUUAUUAUAUUAUAACUAAUUGUUAUCUAUUUUUCCAAAUGCUAAAAAAAAAAUGUAAUUCAACAACAAUAAUUUACCUCACAAUGGCAAUGACGGUGGCGUAUUCCUGGAUAAUAUAUUCAUGUUUAAUUUUCGGAUCCAGAAUUUUAUGUGAUAGAAAACUCGAAAGACGACAAGCUGUAUCAUCUUCCUCAGAAGACAUUGAUGAUAUGUUUUAUUGUUCAAAUGGACUGCGUAUAGAAUGGUCAUCGGUUUGCGAUGGUCGUACGCAUUGUUCAGAUGGUUUGGACGAGAGCAAUGAUUUGUGUGCACGACACGGGUAUGGAACAAAUAUUGGAAUGGAUUGCGGUACAGUAACCAAUGAAAGUAAAAAAGAACAUUUAUUAGAAGCGACACCUUGGAUAGUUGAUAUUUAUGCAACACGUAAAAAAACAGACAUAUGUUCACAUUUAAGUUUAGGAUCAAUUAUUUCUCCAAAUUUAGUAGUUGCUGCGGCUCAAAUUUUUUGGAAUUACGGUAUAAAUCGGAAGCAAAUUUCAAUUAGCAAAUUCGGUCAACAUUCAUAUAAAAUUGGUAUCCCCUUACAAACUGACAAUGAGAACAAUCACUAUUAUAUCGAAGCAAAAAUGAUUUACCUGUUUGAUGAAGCGUAUGUCAUGGAUACCAAUACUCGACCCGCUGCUGAAAGUUUAGCAGUUAUUGUAUUAGCAAACAAAAUUUCGUUUAGUAAUGGUGUUACACCCGUUUGUAUCGAUUGGUACAGUAGUUAUAAUGUACAGAAUGGAGCUUAUGGAAAGAUUGCUGGUUUAAAAAGAGAGUCUCAUCUUGAACAUAUUGUACUACAACGAUUUUUUCCACAUAUCAUAAACAGUGCUUGUCUAAAUAUUUUUGGUGAACACCUUGUGAACACUUGCAUCAGGUUCAAAUUGGGACUUAGAGAAUCUACUGAUUUUUACUUUCAAAGCUUAAGCUUUUUACACUCUAAUUCAUAUUUUUUAUCUGGGAUAUCGAGUGACUGGAAUAUAAUAGAUACAGAUAGAAACUUACCUUUUCUAGACAUAAAAUACUAUGUUCCAUGGAUUCGUGGAAUUUUGAACAAACAUAGUACAUCGAAUGUAUGUGUCUUACCAACGGUCGAAGGAGUUGUACAUUCUUAUAAAGGUUCUCAUUCAAUUUUAUCUCCCGGGACAUUAGUUAAACCUAAUACUACUGUUAUUGGGAACUGUGAAGUUGGAUAUCAUAAAGCUCAUACUAAUGGUUUUAGGGUUUGUCGGAGAUAUGGAAUUUGGAAAACAGAUUCUGAUAAAUUAUGUUUGAAAAUGUGUCCACCUCUACUAUCUGAUAGCUUGGAUAUUAAAUGUAGUUAUAAUAGUAAGUAUGCUAAUUGCUCAACUCUAUCGAUACCUCACACAAUAGCAUCACAAAAAUGUAAGCCUACUUAUGAUCUACCAAAUGGCCUAAAGGAGAGUCCACUUGAAAUACUUUGCCUGACCAACGGAUUGUGGACUAAUGAACUUCAUAAAUGCAAUCCAUUGAGUUCAUGCAUUUUACCAACUGUCGAAGGAGUCGUAUAUACUUAUGAAAAUUCGAAUGAAAGUUUAUCUCACGGGACAUUAAUAAAUCAUGACGUUACCGUAAAUGAGAACUGUAAAUUUGGAUAUCAUAAAGUUUAUCUAAAUAGUAUUAGGGUUUGUCAAAAAAAUGGAAAAUGGAAAACAGAUUAUAAUAAAUUAUGUUUGAAAAUGUGUCCACCUCUACUAUCUGACAGUUUGGAUAUUAAAUGUAGUUAUAAUGGUAAGUAUGCUAAUUGCUCAAAUCUAUCGAUACCUGACACAAUAGCAAAACCAUCAUGUAAGCCAACACAUUAUUUUGCACCAAAUGGACCAGAUGAGGCCGCACAAGAAUUACAUUGUCAGUCUAACGGAUUGUGGGAUAAAGAACUAUAUAGAUGCAAUAUAAUAUUGAAUACAUGCGUUUUACCAAAGGUCGAAGGAGUUGUAUAUACUUAUGAAUAUUCUAAUGAAAGUUUAUCUCACGGGACAUUAAUUAAUCAUGGCGUUACCGUAAAUGAAAACUGUACAUUUGGAUAUCAUAAUGUUUAUCCCAAUAGUUUUCGGGUUUGUCAGAUAAAUGGAAAAUGGAAAACAGCUUAUGAUAAAUUAUGUUUGAAAAUGUGUCCACCUCUACUAUCUGAUAGCUUAGAUAUUAAAUGUACUUAUAAUGGUAAGAAGACUAAUUGCUCAAAUCUAUCGAUACCUGACACGAUAGCGAUACCAAAAUGUAAGGAUACUUAUUCUCUACCAAAUGGAAAAAUUGAAACUCCAAUUGAAUUACAUUGUCAGUCUAACGGAUUGUGGGAUAAAGAACUAUAUAUAUGCGAGCCAGAUUGUGGUAGACCAUUUAUCAAAACCCAAAUAUUGAUCAAUAAUGGUGAAACAGCAAAUGUCGGAACGGCACCUUGGAAUGUCGCUAUAUAUAAAAAAAAAUCCAAUUAUGAAUUCGAAUGUGGAGGAUCAAUUAUUUCUCGAAAUUUAGUCGUUUCUGCGGCUCAUUGUUUUUGGAAAAAAGGUAUGCCAUAUACUAUAAUAAUAAUCGACGAUCUUUACAAAGUUGCUGCUGGAAAAUAUUAUAAAAACUUUAAAAUUUUUGACAAUGAAUAUCCUCAAAUAAUUAAUGUGGAUAGGAUUCUAAUGCAAGAUGGUUAUUAUGGAUUUUUCGGGCAUUAUGCUGUAGAUAUAGCUGUUGUUGUGUUACAUAACAGUGUUUUUUUUAGUAAUGGUAUAACACCUGUUUGUAUGGAUUGGAAUGGUAUCUACAAUGUAUCCAAUGGAGAUGAAGGAAAGAUUGUUGGUUGGGGAAAAACGAAAGAAGGCAUUGAAAGUCCUAUUUUAUUAAAAACUGGUUUACCAUACAUCAACAUGACAACGUGCCGGGAUAUGUAUACAUUGGGAUUUGAAUCAUAUGUGACUCCUGAUAAGUGUUGUGCCGGUUUUCCAUUGGUUCCAGGAUAUGGUGUAGAUGAGGGAGACAGUGGUGCAGGCUUAUGCUUUUCACACUCUAAAUUGUAUUAUUUAACCGGAGUAGUUAGCCUCAGGGAAGCAGACGCAAAUAAUUCAAUCGCACUUUUUACAUCAGUUCAUUACCACAUUGAAUGGAUUCGUAGACUAUAUACCACAUACAAUAGAGUCUAAUAUAAUUAAGAACUUGGUGUUUGUGAGGGAGAAUGCGGUGCAGAAUUAUGCUUUUUACACUCUAAUUGUUAUUAUUUUGCGGAAGUAAUGAGCCUCAAGGAUUCAGAAGCAAAUAAUCCAUUCGCAAUUUUUACAGAAGUUAAG
Metopolophium dirhodum (rose-grain aphid) is the source of this 3433-nucleotide messenger RNA. RefSeq lists its product as uncharacterized. The transcript has 21 exons. The record is from RefSeq and is a predicted model, not a curated record. Lineage: Eukaryota; Metazoa; Arthropoda; Insecta; Hemiptera; Aphididae. The coding region runs from base 137 to 3289 and encodes 1050 amino acids. Gene Ontology annotation, molecular function: protein binding; serine-type endopeptidase activity. Gene Ontology annotation, biological process: proteolysis.